Aphanomyces astaci is the source of this 2546-nucleotide messenger RNA. RefSeq lists its product as hypothetical. Lineage: Eukaryota; Oomycota; Saprolegniomycetes; Saprolegniales; Verrucalvaceae. The record is from RefSeq and is a predicted model, not a curated record. The transcript has 11 exons. Gene Ontology annotation, molecular function: carboxypeptidase activity. Bases 38 to 2485 code for a protein of 815 amino acids.
CGACCCCGUUAGUGUUGAAUCGAGAGCAGCAACAGCGAUGACUCUGUCCCACGACGAUCAGUUUACGGAGGAAGAUGACGUCGAGGAAGAGGUCGUCCUGACCGUCAAAGGCAGUCAUCGUCCGUCCAAGCUCAUGAUCCCCGAACCCAGCGACAAAGCUCCCAACUUGUACGCCGACAGUCCCCGUGCGAGUCGUUCACCGCCGAGUCUGUCCAAGACAGAAGCGAAGCGCCGCCAAGCGAUCGGAUGUGGUUCUCUUGUGGCUCUCAUGCUCUCUGUGAUCGUGUGCAUUGCCAUGAUUCGCGUCUUGUCGGGCAACGAGCACUUGAGCGCUCUUACUCCCAACCAAAAGAACUUCAUGCUCGCAACCAAGGCCGCCGGCGCGAAGGAGACUCUGACGUACUACACACGGGAAUCGCGAUUGGCAGGCAGCACGGGCGACCUCGCCAUGGCCGAGUACAUUGUCGAGAAGGCGCGGGACUUCGGAUUUCCCGAAGAUAACGUAAAGUUGAGCGACUACGAGCUCCUCCUGAACGAGCCUUUGUCCAUUCGAGUCGGAGUCGUCGGCGAAGACGGCAAGCCCGACAACGUCUUCGACCUCACAGCCACCGUCAAGGACAAGUCCAAGCCGGUACCGUAUCACUUUUACUCGAAGAAUGGCACCGCGCGAGGGCACCUCGUGUACGCACACUAUGGGCGCACCCAAGACUACAACGCGCUGCGAAAUGCCGGGGUCAACCUCACCGACGCCGUGCUGAUCGUGCGACUUGGUCGCAUCUCGCUGCCCGCCAAGAUCCAGCUGGCCAAAGAUAUUGGCGCUGUCGCCGUGUUGACAUACAGUGACCCAGCGGACAACGGCAGCCUUCGCGGCAAGCAGUGGCCCAAUGGUCCGUACCAGCCCAACGACCGCGCCGCGUUUGGCUCGGUGUACAUGGGCAACGGCGACCCGUCGACUCCCGACGACGUGUCUGUGCCGGGCAUCGAACGCCUGCCGCAGGACCUGAUCUUCUCGGACGACAACACGCGCAACUUCAUUCCGCACGUCGUGAGCGUGCCCAUCUCGGCCGACGUCGCGGCGGCGCUCCUCGUGACCAUCAAGGCCGGUCCGUCUGCGUCCCAGAUCUUUCCCAACUUUGUGAGCGGUGUCGACGCUGCAAACUUGUGCGGUGCCAGCACGUCCACGGUGUUUGUGGACAACGUGCACAAGUACGUGGUCAAGAAGACGUGGAACGUGGUGAUUUCACUCGAAGGCACGCGCGAAGCGGAUCGCAUUGUGCUGGUGGGCAGCCAGCGCGACUCGGCCAUUUCCGGCGCCACCGACCCCGGCAGUGGCAACGCCGUGUUCAUUGAGCUCCUGCGGGGGUUGGGGGCCCUCCUCGGUCAAGGGUGGGCGCCGCACCGCACGAUCUUCUUGGCGUCGAUCGAUGCCGAAGACUACGGCAACGUCGGGACGGCGGAGUGGAUCGAUAAGCACGCGUCCAACUUUGCCAGUCGCGCAGUUGUAUUUAUGAACAUCCGUGACCCGGUGCUCGGGCCCGGGUCGCUGACCGUCGAAGCCAGCUCGUCCCUGCGCACGAUGCUGUACCUGACGACGCUGGGCGUGGCCAAUCCGGACGCGUCCUCCACGCCCACGGCCGAGCCGACGUCGCCGUCGUCCGUCGCCGGGCACUCCAACAUGACGAUGGUGUGGGAGGACCUGUCCAACGCCGUGUCCGACUCGAUCUAUUAUUAUUGGCUCAAGCAAACCAAGGCGCAGUCGCCCAAGGCGGUCGUGCCGGCUGUGCUGACCCCCGGGUCGCGCCACAUCCUGUCGCCGUUCGUGGGCCGGCUGGGGGUCCCCGUCGUGGAGAUGGGCUUCGACGCCGGAUUCUCCACGGGAGUGGAGGACACAACGUACGACACGCUCGAGUGGAUGAAGAGCUUUGGCGACCCGUCGUUUACGUUUCAUCGGGCCGCGGCCCAGCUGUACGGCAGUGCGCUGCUGACGUUCACCGACGCCGUGUUCCUCCCAUACGACUUUGCCGAAUACGCCAAGGAUUUGCGCACGGGCAAAGACGAACUCGCGCGGGUGCUCAAGACGUUUGGCGCGAUUUCGUUGAAUUUGGACCGGUUGGAGCGGGCGAUCACGACGUUUGAAAAGGCGGCGCACCACGCCAACACGGAAAUGACGUUGAUGCAAGACGAGAUGCUGGACGUGCUGAACGGCCAGAUGGUCGUCGACGUCAAGCGCGCGAGGGACAUGAACAACCGCCUCAUGAUGACCGAGCGUGCGUUCCUGUUCCCCGAAGGGCUGCCUGGCAAGCCGUGGCUCAAACAUUCGGUGUACGGACAUUCCGUGUGGAACGACUACAACGUGACCUUGUUCCCGGGCGUGUUCAACGCACUGAGCGACAGCAGCGUCAUCGAUGCCAAGCACCAGUUGCAUCGGUUGUGCCGCGCGAUCGAAGACGCCACGGACGCGCUGGCGGCGGUUGCAUUGACGUAACCCCCAUAUUUCACACUAAAACGCGUAUUUCUAUAUAACGUAUUAUAUUUCUCGCAUCCCA